UAAAUAAAAUCCAGCUUUUAUUAGCUUUCGAUUCUCUCAUUAUAUAUGAAUCAAAUUGAUUUAAUUCACUCUUUGUACAUAUAUUCAUGUAUUUAUGUAUGAACAUUCCAUACUGAUCUUUUGGAAUUCCCUGUAUUGUACAUCUGUAACUGGAGUUGAAAACCCUAAGUUAGAAUUUCUAGAAAACCUUAGCUUUUGCUCAAAGAUUCGAUUUUUAUUGUUGUUUUGUGGAAUUCUUGAAAUUCCUGGAUCUGGGUCUGUGAAAGAAUCUUCUGGGGUUCUUUUAAUAUACAAAUGGCGGAUCAAGAAGAUGAAGAGUUGAAAAUGGCGUUAAGGAUGAGUAUGCAGAAGGAGUCGCCAGAGCCUAAGAGGAGUAAACCGGGAGAGGAGGUAUCUGGUGGCGGUGGUGGGGAGGAAGGGGAGUCGCCUGAGGUGAAAAACCGGAGACGUCAGAGGGAAUUGAUGGCUGCUGCUGCUGAAAAGCGGAUGUUGGCGUUGCCCAAGAAUGUGGUGGUGGAGAAGAGUGGUGGGUCUGGCAGUAGAGUGGUGGAAUGUAAGGGUAAGAGUGUGAAUUUGGUGACGGGUGAAGAUAAAAAUGUGAACCUGGUGAAGGGUGAGGAGAAAAAUGUGAACUUGGUGAAGGGUAAGGAGAAAAAUGUGAACUUGGGGGAAGAGCUGUCAUUGGCAGAGGCUAAUGAGUUGUUUUCAAUGAUCUUUGGUUGUGAAGUUACCAGAGAUAUUCUUGGUCAGUGGACUAAUCAGGGCAUAAGGUUUAGUCCAGAUCCAGAUACAUCUAUGGGUUUAGUGCAGCAUGAGGGUGGGCCCUGUGGGGUGCUAGCAGCAAUACAGGUUUUUGUUCUGAAGCACCUAUUGUUUUUCUCGGAUGAUUUAAAUAUGGUUUCACCUAGCUUGUCUGGCAAUGUGGGUUUGAGAAGAUUGGCUAAUAAAGAAUCUGCUGGAGCUGAUAUUUUUUCGUCUCUAAGUGAAGAGAAAAAAUCAAGAGCAUUGGUAAGAGGCAUGUGCGAGAUAUUGUUUAUGUGUGGAAGCAAUAGAAGGGUUGUGAUAGCAUCUUUGAGAACACUUGAUGCUAUCCUUGAGGGGCCUCAGGGCCGUUCAGGUGAUGAGGUCAUUUCUAAAGCACUUGAAGGUCUCUCAAUUGAGUCCGGGGCUAACUUGCAAAGGGUUUUAGUCAUUAACACGUAUACUUCGUCAGAGGAUGCUCUUCAAAGGCUUGAAGCAUUGCUCCCAGUAUUCCGAAGUCGUAUGGGAGCAAUGCUGUUCCUAAUAUCUGCUUUGCUUUCUCAUGGAAUGGAAUCUGUCCAAGCUGAUAGGGAUGAUCCUUCUCAACCUUUGGUUACAGCACCUUUUGGACAUGCUUCACAGGAAAUUGUGAACCUGUUGCUUUCUGGUGAAGCUGUUGCCAAUGUGUUUGACGGGAGGAUGGAUUUGGGUGGUGGCAUGUUUGUGAAGGGUAUCUCUACAACAGUUGAAGUUGGAUUUAUUACUUUGCUAGAGUCCCUAAACUUCUGUAAAGUUGGCCUGCAUUUGAAAUGCCCGACAUGGCCAAUAUGGGUUGUUGGCAGUGAAUCUCAUUACACAGUCUUAUUUGCUCUAGAUACAAAAGUUCAGGAGGAGAAUGAACUUGAAGGUAAGGAAACAAAGAUCCGUAGAGCUUUUGAUGCUCAAGAUCAGAGUGGAGGUGGUGGAUUCAUUAGUGUGGAAGGUUUUCAUCAAGUCCUUAGGGAUACUAAUGUGAAUCUUCCAGCUGACAAGCUUCAAAACCUCUGCAGCAGUGGAUACAUUGUAUGGAGUGAGUUCUGGCAGGUCCUGUUGGACUUGGACAAGAGUUUGGGAGGGCUGAAAGAUCCUAGUGGAUUAAUGGGGAAAAAGGUCUUUGAUCUUUACCACUUCAAUGGGAUUGCAAAAUCAGUUAUGAACGGAAACCAGGUUUCAUCUGGAAAUGAUUUUCCGGUACAAAGGCCUAGACUCACUAAGCUGAGGGUUUCAGUUCCCCCAAGGUGGACGCCAGAGGAGUUCAUGUCUUCAGGCCCAAGCACAAGUGAUCCUGCCGGUAAGGAUUCUAUCACUGAAGUUUCAAAACCAGAACCUUCUCAGCAUGCUCCUUUAGUUGACUGCAUUCGGACACGCUGGGCCCGAGCCACAUGUACUUGGGAAGGUGAUCCACCAAGCAUUGUUUGAUUGGUUAAUUGAUAGUCUUAAACUGCCACCUUGUUUUCUGGGGAUUAUCACGUAGAGCAGGAGUCAUUGAAGUGUGACACCAGGUUUACUUCCGAAAAAGGUGAAAGCUUUCUGGGCAGGAAGAUUCUUUUCCUCAUGGCAGUUUUCCAUCAUGAACAUAAUGCAGUACCAUUUUCAACUGUGUGAUAUUGUAACUUCAAGAUUCUAGUUUGAUUUGGAGUAGUCCAAUUCUGAGGGUAAGAGAGGCAGUACUGUCAUUUCGCAUUGAUUUUUUCGCCUUAAGCUGUUGAUUAGGUUUUUUCUUCCCUUUUCCUCUGAAAGGGAGAUAAAUAAGCAUCAGAUUGGUCAUUAAUUAUUGUUGUAACUUUAGAAAGCCUCUCAUCUUUGCGGUUGAUUAGGGAAAUAUCUUAUUCAGAGAAGUGGUCUCAAAUACAUGGUGUCUAUUA
Messenger RNA from Solanum stenotomum, 2645 nucleotides. RefSeq lists its product as uncharacterized. NCBI's taxonomy places the organism in Eukaryota, Viridiplantae, Streptophyta, Magnoliopsida, Solanales, Solanaceae. Bases 295 to 2199 code for a protein of 634 amino acids. The record is from RefSeq and is a predicted model, not a curated record. Gene Ontology annotation, molecular function: cysteine-type deubiquitinase activity; K48-linked deubiquitinase activity. The transcript has 7 exons. Gene Ontology annotation, biological process: protein K48-linked deubiquitination.